AAAAAGAAGUAAGGCCUGUUUGCAAGAAAAUUAUCACAACUUCUAAUAUGCUCUCUUUUAAUUUGAUUCUCAGCAUUGACAACCUGAAGAACAAAUUAUGAUUUUGACACCUACCAUGAGUAAAGUUGUAGUGAAGGAACUUAUUUUGGGUUUAUUAUCAAUGAUAGGAAGCGUUUUUCUUCCAGCUGACAGCUGUAUUUUUGGUUAACUAUUUAAGCUUUGGUGAGAACUAUCAACUGGUUCCUUUCGGAAAUAAUCUCGAGGAAAAAGAAUCCAAGUGCAAAGACAUAGUCUUCUCAUCCACAAUUCCAUGCAUAAAAUACGCCGAUGCUAACUGCCUACAUGUAAUGUAGAAGAAACUUCUUUCAAUCAAAUGCCAUUUGCAUAUGCUGGAUUGGACAAAAAGGGAAAAAGAGAGUUGUGAGAUUUAGUACUCAAAUGUCCCUUCAAUUCGGGCAAUAGAGUGGUGUGUCCCUUUAGAAGGAAGCCAUUUUGCUAAUCCAAAAUUUGAUAUCUUUAACCCAAAUUUGAGAUAAAAAGCAAUAAUCAGGCUCAAAAUACUUGAAUGCAAUAACUGAUAUAAGAGUGAUGAAGGAAAGGAAAGAAUAUAAAUUUGAGGCGGGCUUCUCUGAGGCUAAACUGCCAAUGAAGUACCUAGGGGUGCCUCUUAUCUCAGGAAAGUUGUUGAGUGUGGGUGACUGCGAGCCUAUUCUCGACAAGCUAAAAAGCAGAAUUACUGGUUAGGCUGUGAAGCAUUUGUCAUUUGCUAGGAGAGUUCAACCAGUCAGUUCUGUAUUAUUUCAUUUGCAGGUGUGUUGGAGCAGCAUAUUUCUGCCGCUUGGUAAAAUUUUGGAUCAAGUUGAUUCUUAUCGUAGAAACUUCAUUUGAAAAGGGGCAAGGGAAAGUUUUGGUAUAUGGCCCUAGUUGCUUGGGAUGAUAUGUGUCUUCCUCGAACUGAGGGUGGUUUGGGCUUCAAACAGGUUCGGUCCUGGAAUAAAGCUGCAGUUGGCAAGUUCUUGUGACAGAUGUGUGCUAACAGGGAAUCAUUAUGGGCUAGAUGGGUUCAAGCUCUUUAUUUAAAGGGCGGUAGUCUGUGGAGUGCAGCGGUAUGCAUUAAUCGCUUGUGGUAUUGGAAGAAACCCAUGAAAUUAAGGGAGACUAAACCACAUAUAGGUACGCAACUAGGGGAUGGAAGGCAAUCUUCAUUAUUUAACAGUAAGUGGCUUGGCAAUGAGAGCUUGUAUGAAAUUUUGGGUGAUGAAAUUGAUGCAAGUUGCUAGGGCAAGGCUUUAAAGGUUUGUGAUUGGUGGCAUAAGGGGGAAUGGUGUGUGCCUACUAUUUUUUGCUGGAGGUUGUUGAAAAACAAGGGAAAAUAUGGCCCUAGUGAUUUGGUAAUGAAAUAGUUUUGAUUUUGAUCUUUUGCACCGAUCUUUUGAAAGAAUUGCUAUGUAUAAUCAUGCACACCAAUUGUUCAAUAAAAUUACCUUUAAGCA
Messenger RNA from Rubroshorea leprosula, 1493 nucleotides. Lineage: Eukaryota; Viridiplantae; Streptophyta; Magnoliopsida; Malvales; Dipterocarpaceae. The record is from the annotation of a GenBank genome assembly.